GCCGGGAACGCCGGCAAAAGUCGUGGGGCAAAGCGACUGUUUUCCGCGGUCCGGUUUCACGAGUAACCUUGAUCCUUUCGUAUCGAGUCGUACGUGACAGGCAUCAUCGUUCGCGUCGAGUCUGCUACUGGGUGAACCGAACCGGUUAGUGUCGAUCGAAGCAUCGUCGAGGCAACAACGAGCGAGAUAUCCCUUAGCGAGUUUUCGAAUCGUCGGAGUUUUUUGUGCGACGAAGAUGAAGACGUACGUUACUAUCGUCGUUGCGUGCCUCAUCGCGUGUGCGCACACUCUUCCAAGUGCGCGACGCGAUGAUGACUCAUUGGAGGAUUUUGAUAGUUUUGAGUUCAGCUUUCCGGACGCGAACUUCUUUGCUGACGCUUUGAAGAGGAUGAGGGAAAGUUUUAUGGACUAUUUCUGGCAUAUACCCAUUUUGACGGACGUUCCAGAAGGAGCGAAUACAACUUCCACUACUAAGAUCAUUAAUGGUCAUGUGGUAACGAUCAACGAGACGACUUACACAUCGGGUGACGAAAACGGCGGCACCGCAUUCCGAAUUCGCAUAAUCGACGUGAAACCGGAAAAUGACACUCUACAGAUCGGUGGCGAAAAUACGGAGCCGACAACGGUGAAGGUGGAAGCGACAGGAAGUGCUGAGACGGUCGAGGACUUCGCCAACGAGAUACCGAAUAAAACAGACGUACUGACCGCUUAAAAAAAGCGGUCGGUCGUUCAUAGUCGAUACGUCGAUAUAAUCCGGUGUAUCGGGGCUAAAGUUCGAAGACGAGGAAACGACCCUUCAUUACGUGGCUGUAGUAGAAUAACUUUUCGAUAUCGCACCGAGUGCAUCGUAUUAAAGUAACAUUAUUGUAAUAUAUAGUUGUGUUUCUAUUGUUUUCUAUAUAUUUUUUUUCAAUACGAUUGAUUGUUUACGACGUUUACCUGCGUCCUUUUGAAACAAGAGAGAAUUAAAGAGAUUGCUGCCGCUGAAAAAAUAAGCUUGGAUAUAGUAUUUACGAAGAUGUACGGAUUAUAUAUAAAUUGAAAAAAAGUUAA
Nylanderia fulva is the source of this 1053-nucleotide messenger RNA. Its product is annotated as icarapin-like. Lineage: Eukaryota; Metazoa; Arthropoda; Insecta; Hymenoptera; Formicidae. The record is from RefSeq and is a predicted model, not a curated record.